Molecule: messenger RNA, 1963 nt
Organism: Salvia splendens (bonfire salvia)
Lineage: Eukaryota; Viridiplantae; Streptophyta; Magnoliopsida; Lamiales; Lamiaceae
Exons: 2
Coding region: 86-1963 (625 amino acids)
Source: RefSeq, a predicted model, not a curated record
UCUGACACACAAACUUAAAACCUCCAAUAAACCCUUGAUAUUCCAUAAACAAUUGUUGAUUGAAAAACUCACAAUCCCAUGCUCAAUGGCGGCCAGAAACAGAAAGCUUCUCCUUCAUCAAAAAGUUGAGGUGAGGAGCUUUGAGGAUGGGGGUUUUGGUUCGUGGCAUCCUGGUAAGGUGAUCGGCUGCAAGGAAUUGGUUCGUGUAGUGGAGUAUGAUCACCUUUUGUGUGUUGAUUGCCCUGCUAAGCUGGUUGAAGAAGUAAAAGUGACCCCUGCAAUUGAUGGGUUUCUUGAUGAAGAGAUUCAGAGACCUGGUGAGUAUAGGGGCUUGAUUAGGCCUUGUCCAGAAACACCGACUUUGGGUCUUGUGGGGGCACGGACUCUGCAAUAUGGAGCAUGUGUUGACUUGUUUCAUGGCGACGCCUGGUGGGAAGGUGUGGUGUUUGACAACAAAGAAGGGUGUGAGAGAAGAAGAAUUUUCUUUCCUGACUUGGGUGAUGAAGUCGAGGGCAAGGUUGAUGAUCUGCGUUUUAGUAAGGAUUGGGAUGAGGUCACUGAGAAAUGGAGACUUCGUGGGAACUGGUUGUUUCUUGAAUUAUUAGAGGAAUAUGAGCAAGAGUACCCUCGCCUUGUCUCUGUGCAGCAAAUCUGGUAUGAGGUGAGGACGAAGGAUGACUUUAAAAACCUUGGGGAGUGGACUUCCUCUAAACGGGAUGUAUGGAAACAAUUAUUGUCUCAGGUGCUCUAUGACAAUAUAAAGCAUGCUGUUGAGAAUCUCUUUAUGAACUUGCCCUGUAAAUCUGCGAAAAAACAAGGACAAACAUCAUUGAAAUUUCUGGAAAAAGAUUUUGAAUCUAUUCUAAAAUCCGAAGAACCUUUUCGUAGUUCUCUUGCAGCUACUGCACCCUUUGAAGAUCUCCAGUCUAAUGAUGAAGGAAUUCCGCAAACUGAUGUAAAUCAUGGAAGCAAUAAUCAGGUUCAGAUUGAGGACGAUCAAGUUCGCGUCUCAGUUAGCCCCACGGACGAACAAGUUUUGUCUCCUGAUCCAGAUGCAGAUUCUGGGAAUGGUUCAAGUAGUUAUGAUGAAUCUCAUAGUUUGAAAUUGAGACAAGGGAGACGUAAAAGUUCAACCAAGAUCAGAAGACUUAACUGGCAGUCUGCUGUACCUCAAUUGAUUCCGGGGCCUCAGCAAUGCCCUGAUGCAAUUGAUUCCUAUAAGGAGUAUUUGUCUGGAAAAGGUACUGCUCCAAAAGGUACUGCUCCUAAUGGGCUCUCAUUAGAUGUUAGCAAACAUCUACUGUAUCUGGGCUGGAAAAUUGAGUUUAGACGUACAUGUAUGGGAAAUUCGAAUAGGAAAUGCUAUAUUUCCCCCAAUGGGAAAACUUUUCAUUCACUUCCUGAGGUUUUCAAGAAGUUCCACAGUGACUUUGAGUUGGAACCCACAUCGCACGUUACUAUGCACCCAAACUACAACAUUGCAAGCUACAUGAGUUCAUAUGAAGAAACACCCUCACCUCCUGGGAAAUCCCAAGCUUCCAGAAACUUGUUCAAAUUGCCGUGCAUUACUGAUGAGAAGUUUGAAAUAGAAUCUAAAUAUUGUCCCAAAGCAGUGCGGGAUUAUUGCUCAUUAGCUUCAAAGUCUGCAGAAGGCAAAUUGAAAGGCAUGGAAGCAAGGAAACACUUGUCUGCACUUGGAUGGUCUUUUUAUCACCACAAUAAAGGACCAUACGGCUGGGAAAUACGUUAUAGGUCACCUACUGGAAAAAUGUUUUACUCUCUUCUUUCAGCCUGUAGAUGGUGUGUAAAAGCUGGUGCACUUACUUCCACUGACCCCUCUCGUGCCAUGGGAAGAGUCAUAAAUAGAGAUUUCAUCAACAAUUAUGAUGGCGAUUUAUCGACAAGUAAAUCACAUCUUCCGCGAAUGGCGGAUGAUUCCACUGUAAGUACGCAGUUUAAAUGA